Messenger RNA from Schistosoma haematobium, 12867 nucleotides. It is a transcript of the gene RCE1, whose product is annotated as CAAX prenyl protease. Lineage: Eukaryota; Metazoa; Platyhelminthes; Trematoda; Strigeidida; Schistosomatidae. The record is from RefSeq and is a predicted model, not a curated record. The transcript is spliced from 6 exons. Gene Ontology annotation, molecular function: metalloendopeptidase activity. Gene Ontology annotation, biological process: CAAX-box protein processing. Bases 1427 to 2251 code for a protein of 274 amino acids. Gene Ontology annotation, cellular component: endoplasmic reticulum membrane.
AUUUUCGGCGGAAAUUUGAAGGGUUUCGUGAACAACUCUGUUGUUUGUAACAUGCUCGUUUAGCUAACUUUCUUUAAGAUUCGACCACAUGAAAAUGAUCUUUAUCGGGUUUUAAAACCCCAGUAAAACAAUUCACUUAUAUGGGUGUCAUUAAAAACCCAGAAUUAUCUUGGAAACCAUCUUAUCGGUCAUAGCAUGUUUUACAACUCUUUUCGGUCAUUACUAAGUGUACUUAUCUUUAAAAAAUGUGACCAGAAAAACAGAAGCUAGAUUUGUUGGCUCAGUUUGGGGUUGCGUUCUUUUUUACUUUUGUACGUUUAUUCAUGAGUAUUGGACGCAUCGAAUAUAUAUAUAUAUAUAUAUAUAUAUAUAUAUAUAUGAUGAAGAGCGAAAGAAAAUCAUAUCUAGGGUAACCAAAAGUAUAGGGACCAACCGUGAGCAUUUGUGGGGAACGAAAUCAAAAGAGAUGAAAAAGGCAGCGGCUGUAGGCAAAACAAGACAGCUCUUCAGACUAAUAAACAAAAAAAAUGGAACCAAGAAGUCAAGUGUUAUUGAGACGACACUCUUAUCUGUUCUUAGUCCAAACGUUUAGAACGAUGGGCGGAACAGUUUAUCUGGACUACAGCUAAUCUACAACUACCCUCAAUUCCCAAACAGCCUGAAUGGAGUAUUGAGGUUGGUCCUCCGACUCGAGUUGAGUUUCAAAAGCUAUAGCUAAUCUGAAACCAGGAAUAGCAGCUGGUCCAGAUGGAUUAGCUUCAGAGGUCUUAAGUACAGUAGUCGAAUUUUAACGAUUAGGUUAGUGUAGGCCAAACCGAAACGUGGAUUCAGUGCUUGAAGUCGCUAACUUCUAGUCUGGACCAUGUUGGUAGAUGCAAACUAUUUGGUUGUGGUCCGCGUGACUAUCGUAACCAAUGAUUGGAGACUGUGUGACAUGGCUCAGAAUCUAUCACAUUGGCGUAGGUGUAUGCACUCUCUAUCUUCCCUUAAUCUAUGAGAUUUACAUUGCUUUAUAUCUUUAUUUCUACCAACUAAUUCUUUCUUUUUGUACUAUAUCCUUAUAUGUUAUCUUUUUCUUAUAUAUGACCACCAUUGAAGUAACUACCUCUGAAUUUAAUGUCCAUCUUGUGCUAAUGAGGUAUGGCAACUUGGACCGAUGCAUAUGUGUGCCUGGUCCUACGUUGUAGCUGAGUGACUGAUCCAGUACAUCAUAGUAAUUAAUGUACUUGGAUUGAAUAUUAAAGUACGGCCAUGGUCAAUGUCAAUCUUGGGCCUAGAAAACAAGCAACUUUUAGAUAUCUUCAUGUAUGGCGUUGUCUGUCGUCAGAUUUGUUGAGCUUAUUCACGCUAUGUUCCUUUGAUUCUCAUUACACCAUGUCUUCAGCCUCAUAAUACGUGAAAUAAGUCAUAUGUUCUCGUCUAUAUAAUGUACAUAAGUUACUUGAUGCGUCAGCUGGCUUUUAUUAACGGUAACAAGUAUUGUUUAAUUCCCAGAUUCAUUUUCCACUUAUCAAUCUAUUUAAACUUCACUGAUCUGGACAUUUCGCUAACUGCCGGUUACCAGAGAAAAAUACACUACCCCAUCGUGGUAUAUGACCAAGAAUUCCACAUUUCAGUCGGCUUCCCUAUGUACGAAAUUCUUAAUUGUAUAUUUUAUUCCUUCCUGUUCAUAUCCGGUCUAUAUUUCGCCGGUGGAAAGUUUCCAAGAGACCAUCCGGAAACAAUCAAGAGAAGAGUUGUCUCCGUGUUCGUGACAGGAACUAUUUCCAUGAUUCAUAUACUGACGUACAUACGUUCCUAUGAUCGUCCUCCGUUUCAGUUAUCUUCAUAUGAAUUUGGGAAACUGUUUAUUAGGCUGGAUGGCUUAUUAGAAGCAGUUAUUAUAUCUGUCAUACUUACUUUGGUCAUGUACUUUGGCGUUGUAUUGGAUGAUAUAUGUAGUGGAGAUAUGUUAGUCAUAUUUGAUGUUCAAUACUGGAAAGAUCGUAUAUUUAACUGGAUAAGUUUAAGAAAUUUUGUAAUAGCUCCUUUGGCUGAAGAACUCAUCUUCCGUGCAUGUGUUACAUUUCAUCUACUUCCUUUGUUCUCAUCAUGUGUUAUGCUUUGUUUCGUUAGUUCAUUAUUUUUCUCUUUAGCCCAUUUUCAUCAUGUUUUUGAAUCAGUGAAAAGUGGUCAAGAUCUGCAAUCUGCAUUUAAAACUUCACGUGAGUCCAUUUAUAUUUCACUAACUUUUUUUCAUGAACUUGUAUAAUAUAUUGAAUAAAGUAGCUAUAUUAAAUCAACAAAUCUCAUAGUUAUACACGUCGUUUAUGCUGUGUUUUACUGUUCAUGUUAAACAAUAACUAAAGACAUAUGAAGGAAUUUGUUAAAGACAGUAAAAAGAUUGUCAUCUUACGAAUAAAAGUGCCUAAAUCAAGAAAUAUCGUUUUUUUCGUUUCUCUCGCAUAUAGCAGAGCUAACGUGUGAUUAAUGCUAACGUCAAGGAUAAGUAAAAAUUAUUUCAUUUGAUCAAUCUGUGAACCGUUAUCGACUGAGGUAGCCGAAACAUGUGGUACACAUGUCUCGUAGAUGAAAUGCUUGUUAUCGCAAGUUGAAGAAGGAGAGAGUCGGCCAAAGUAAUUCACAACAUCAUUUCAUUACAGUAUUCGGCUGUUUUUCUAAGCCAUAUAAGAAAACACAUACCCCAUAAGUGUUUAAAUUCGUUCAUUUAAGUGCCUGUUUGUUGAAAAUGAUGACUAUAUGUAUUCUUUUAUUCGUCUUAAACAAUAAUGCAAAUGUGUCUGGGCUACGUUCUUCUCCCUCUGAAUGUAAAACGUUACUUUAGGACUCACUGUUCUACGUUCCUGACAAGAUUGUUUGCAUUUAUUCAUUCAUUUCUUUAAACAUGUAAACAUUGGUACAAGGAGACAACAAAUAUGUAUGCGUCACACUUCAUUAUUCGAUUUGUAUGAUGGAUGCGGGGCCGCUCGGACGCCCAAACCGAGGAAGGCUCAGAGAAAAAACCACCAAGAAAUGGAAUUAGUUUUCAUUCUAUUUCAUGCAUACUAGACCAUUUGACUUCAAAUGUCAUUCAAUUUUUAUUGACAUUGUUAACACACUUCUGAACACUUGAAUAGCUUGCUUUUUGUAUUCAUUUUAAAACUUUACAAUCUAUAUAUAACACUCAAUAAUCUUUUAGUUACUGUUUUGAAAGUUUGGUUAUCUUUAAAAUUUAACAUCCUUUACUAAUUUCCGAAUAUAUACACAGUCAGACAGGAAAGUUUCUUCUAAACUAUUCGCUCUGAUAUUCCCAUUCUUAGUAGAUGAUUUCGAAGUAUACUGAGAAUUCCUCCGUAAAUAGACGUUUCGCACUAUUAUUACCAGUUGGAGCUGCAAUAAUCAUUUCAGAUUUUUUUCUGACUCCUUGCGAUGUGGUGAAGAGCUUCCAGGAUCAUCUAGGGUAUUGUAGAAUUGCAUUAUUGGUUUUUUAUUUCUUUUCACAGACUGUCCGAAUAACCCAACAAUACAAACAUGCUUAAUAAUCUUAUUUCUUUUAAUCACAAAUGUAUUUUCAUACACAAGAAAAUUAUCUUACCACGAAACGCAUUUGAUAACUCGAUGUUUUAAUCGAAACAAAUGACAACUAUUUCAAGUCUUAUUGCAUAAAUAAUAGUCUCAUGCAAUAAGUGUGGCUCACAAAUCAAAUUUACCUGUGUGUAGUCACAGACCCUCGUCUCUUUAUAUGUGUGUUAGAUACAAGAUGGAUAAUUGUCAUAAUCACCAAACCAUUUCUUUUACUAUGUUCUUAUAGUGACCUGCAUUUUAUUACAAAUAAAUUGUAAAGCCUUAUUUUUUUACCUAGUUUAUUCAGAUUGAUAAAUAGUAUAGUAAAUUAGGAUCUACCUGCAAACACUCCCAUUGUAAAUCAUAACUUCUUCACAAAUGCAAAACUUGAAUCCUUGUUUAUAAUAGUUAGUAGGUACUAAGACUGACAUUCCUUCAGGCCCCAAUUAUCAAAGAAUUAACAUAAAAAUUGUCACAAAUCUAUAUAUGUAUGUUAAUUUUGUUCAGUGUAUCAACGCCAUUAUUCUGUAUGAGUUCUUUUAUUUUUCGUGCUUAUUAUGGCUCGCAUAAUUUAUUAAGUCGUAUGUUUUCUACUAUAAGGUCACUAUUAAAUAAAGUAAAUACACAAUAGAUUAUAUUAAAUUAACACACUACUUUUUAUGCAUAUAUUGUUUAUCAAGUUAGUGUACACAACUUCUCUGUUUACAUAUUUCAUUGCCUUGUAAUUUGAAUAUUCUGCAUAAAUUCGUUUAAAUGUAAACGCCUUCUUUCGAAGAAAAUUCAUUUGCAUACAUUUAUUAUUAGCCCCCAAAUGCCCUGGUAUGGCCGAGAGUGGGGAGAGUCCGCUCCUUCUCUCGAAGUGCUCUCAAAUGGUCACGCGUAUAUAGCCUCUGCUAUUGUGUUGUCUACGAAAUUGAGAGGACAAAAAGCAAAUGUCCGGCUCUUUAACCGAAUUAGUGGACACGGAGAGUCCACCUAGGAGAGUUGUAAAACCCUGAUUCCAAAUCAAUGGUGCACCUGGGCUCCAGUAUCCUGAAAGAACAAAUGUCGUAUGAACCAAUCGUUGGCCACGGGCUACCAUGGGACUGCAUCUCCUUAUAUUGUUCCAGUGCCUUGUGGAUCAGACCUUUAGGUCGAAGGCUCGAGGUGUGGCCUCUUAAGAAAACGACCUGCUUCGGUUUGGGCACCCGGUCAGUAUCACAGCCCUCACAUAAAUCGAAUAAUUCAUUUGGCGUAUAUUUGUUGCCUCAUUGUACCAAUGUUUGUGUGUUUAAAUAAAUAAUAAAUAAACAAAUAACUCUAAAAUAUAAAAAUACACUAUGAGUUUAUGUGGCAAACUUAUUUAAUAAUCCAAUCGCUUGAAAAUUAUAUGUUAGAUCGCUUUAAAAAUAUUCAGACAAUUCGACUAUUAUGUGUCUUUUAAUAUAACUGACAAAGGAUGAUUAUAUCCGUAAUCAACUAUAAAUGGGAUUAUCCAACUCACUGCCUUCUCGUGGCGGGGGUGUUGUUUACGAAAAUGAGAGGACGAAAAGCGAAUGUCCGGCGCUUUAACCGGAUUCCAAACCAAUGGUGCACAUGGGCACCAGUAUCCUGAAAGAACAAAUGUCGUAUGAACCAAUCGUUGGCCACGGGCUACCAUGGGACUGCAUCUCCUUAUAUUGUUCCAGUGCCUUGUGGAUCAGACCUUUAGGUCGAAGGCUCGAGGUGUGGCCUCUUAAGAAAACGACCUGCUUCGGUUUGGGCACCCGGUCAGUAUCACAGCCCUCACAUAAAUCGAAUAAUUCAUUUGGCGUAUAUUUGUUGCCUCAUUGUACCAAUGUUUGUGUGUUUAAAUAAAUAAUAAAUAAACAAAUAACUCUAAAAUAUAAAAAUACACUAUGAGUUUAUGUGGCAAACUUAUUUAAUAAUCCAAUCGCUUGAAAAUUAUAUGUUAGAUCGCUUUAAAAAUAUUCAGACAAUUCGACUAUUAUGUGUCUUUUAAUAUAACUGACAAAGGAUGAUUAUAUCCGUAAUCAACUAUAAAUGGGAUUAUCCAACUCACUGCCUUCUCGUGGCGGGGGUGUUGUUUACGAAAAUGAGAGGACGAAAAGCGAAUGUCCGGCGCUUUAACCGGAUUCCAAACCAAUGGUGCACAUGGGCACCAGUAUCCUGCGGGAACAAAUGGCGUAUGAACCAAUUUUCGGUCACCGGCUACCAUGGGACUGCAUCUCCUUACGAUGCUCCACUGCCUUGUGGGUUAGACCUUUAGGUCAAAGGCUCGGGGUGUGGCCCCUAAGAAAACCACCUGCUUCGGUCUGGGCACUCGGGCAGUAUCGCAGCCCACACGCAAUUAAUGAACUGGAAUUGUGUGGCGCAUAUAUAUUUGGCGCACUCCUGUACCAAUAAAUAUGUGUUCAAAUAAAAUAAAAUAAAAUAUCCAACAGAAAUAAACUAAUUUAAGCAAAAUAAAAUAUUAAAAGUAAUGACGCCAACGUGAGUACAAUACUGAAUAAAGAACGUAUCAAAAUGGAGGACGAUGGGGAUAGGGUUACGAUUUAUUGAACUCUCUAAGGAGUAUAAAAAACAGACACAUUUACAUAAACAUGGCAUAUCACCGUUAGUUUUCAACCAACUACAACGCCUACCUCUCCAAAGUGACUCAAAUCGACAGUUUUUAAUUUGAUAGACUAAUACCACAAAUAGAUCUACUGUUGUCUUUUCCUAACCUACUUCUGCUACUGGCCAGCAAAAUAUUUCACUGUAGGUUUCGAUUAGACAUUCUGACACAUGUGCCAAGUAAUGAGUGUUCAUUAUCUCGUCAACCGGUUUUCCAAUAUCCCUAUACUCUAGGUACGAUAACAUUUGUCACUUCGUAACUCACGCUCGACUUGUGCUUAAAAACUUUUGUAAUUAAACACUUCUGAAAAAUGUUUGUGUUUUUUAUAGAGUACGUUUCAUACUCAUCUAUGAAUAUUAAGCGGAUAUCUCGGUUAAUUCAAUGUUUGGAUAAGUUGGCAAUACAAAAUGAAGCUUCUUAUAAUUAUUCAUCUAAACUAGUAAGACUAUUAUGAUAAGCAAGAUGAUCACUGUAACCAUUUCCAUAUUUUCCUCAUACUGAGCUACAAAGAUUUAGGUAAAGAUACCAAAUACCUUAAUACUUGGCUGCUGUUUAUAGUCUACACUUUACUUACUUUCUCUUUGUCAGUUAUAUAGUAUUAGUAGGCCUCAUAUCAAAUGUGUUUCAAGCGUAUUGCGUGACAUUAGCACAGUAGAUCAUGUCUAAUAUUGUUUAUUUUUGUUCACUAAUAAACCAUAAACAUCAUUGUGAUGAUAUUUGUCACCUUGUUAUUUGUGACUUUAUUUUAAGUUAGCUGGUGGCUUUUAGUUAAUUGGAAUUUACUUCUCACAAGUAAUUUGUAAUUUUGGUUAUUAGAAUUAUAACCAUGGAAUCUAAACACAUUCUAAUUAUUAUAUUUAUCUUCUGAGUUUCCAUAAAGUUUCUGUCGUUUCUUAUUACUGACUUCAUUGUGAUCAUUUAAAACGUUAUUUAUUUUUAAAGUUUUCCAAGUGUUUUACACAACUCUAUUUGGAACGUAUUCUGGAUUUUUAAUGCUAAGAACUGGUAAGUUUAUGUAUUUCUAGUUGUACAGCAUACACUUUUUAUAUUCGUGAAGUUAUUUUUAAAAUUGAAAACUGCAAUAUCAAUAGUAGGCCUAGAUAUUACGUCACUGUAGGCAAUCUGUAAUUAACGAAAAAUACAGUCGAUGAUAAAGCUGAGAUGUAUAUUGGUAAAAUAUAAUCCCUUAAUAACUUUGCUUUUCUAUGCAAUAGGAUGGUAUUUCAUUGUUUGUACGUUAUUGCGUGAUUUCACCAUUCAGUAACGUUACUAACGUAUGUUUGCGGCUCUUGGAACAGUUUUUUAAAGCUGCGCUACAUGUCAAGGUUAUGGUAGUGUGUAUUAAGGAAGAUAAGUGUGAAAAUUGUGUUUAGUAGACGCUUGGUUAAUCCGUUUCCUAUGUUAAAAUUCGAAAUCACAAUGAAAUAACAAAAUUGUAAAAAUUAACCAGUAAGCAUCGUCAGUUUUUGAAGAAUCCUCUCAUACAGUUUAUUAGUCUCACUGAAGUUAUAGUGAUCUAGCAUUGUGAGUGACAUUUGGAAGCUUAAUAAUAAAUAUACACAAAACAUCCUUCCAUUUGUUUCAAUAGAUUAAUUCAACGUAAAAUUUGAGCUAAAAACUAUUAAUAUUUUCUUCUCAUGGUCAUUUCUAUGUCUAUUAGAAUUUUAUGAUAUUUGAAAUAAAUCUAGAUCUAUUCAGUUUUACGAAAUUUUUUAAUGAAGCGUUAUGGUACUUUAAGCAAUUAUUGUAAGUUAUACAAUACAUUUUUACACAUUCUGUAUCUGAAUUGGUUAAAAAAAUUAUUCAGUCAAGUGCAAAACUUAUAUAAAGCUGACAAGACUGAACUGGUAUUAAUCGUUGCUCAAGGUUGUCUGUCGGAUAAUGGUUAUUAAAUAAAGUUUGAAUGGAAUUUGUUGUGUUUACAAAAAUCUGUCUUUGUACUACAUGAUUUUAAAAGUAGUGAGACGGUUGAUAAGGUUGAUUCCGGUCUGUGCGCUGCAUUAAGAAGGAUUUAUCCAGUCUCUGAACUGGUAUCAUUGAGACAUUCGAAAAUUGUGAAAUACUCACUUAACGUUACUUCCGAUUUCUCUUACCAGUUUAAAGUGCGUGGCGAAUCCCAUAUAUUAGAUGAACAGAAAUGAGAGUUCUCGAUGUCAUCUUCAGUCAUGUUCUUCACAAAUUAGGACUAAGAGGUCAACAUUACUUUCAACUGUGUAAUCACCCGUCAUCUACUUGAUAGCGAACAUGACUUUGGAACUUUACGAUCGUUCUGAAAUGUUAGUAACCUUAUGACUUCGGACUUAUUACGUUUUAAUCAAGCCAUCACUUUCAAACGACUCAACUCGGAUUUAUGCUUUCAAAAAUUUACUGUUCUCAGUCUUACAAUAUCCUAGUGUAUUCAGUUCCCAAUACUUAGUUGCGUGACGUAACCCUUUAUGUUUGCAAUUAUAAAUUAAUUUUCUUUACCCCUUCUUGUAUCUUACACGAGCUUUACUCAUUGUAAUCCCAUAAUCAAUUCAUGUUUGUAGUUUUUAUUAUGUAACUUUGAAAUUUUCAGUAGCUUGUCUUCAGGAGUUUUAAAAUUUUCGCUUUGAUUUCACACUUUAUCUAACAUAGAAAUUUUCAACCACAUGAACGUCUCUUAUAAUUUUUUCAUACUUAUUGCUACUUUCACUAAUUACUGUUGAUGGAAACUUUACUAAAAUCAUGAUAUAAAGUAUAUACAACGUUUUCUAAAUACUUAAUACUAUCUUUUCUAGGUUCUAAGCAAUAGAAGAGAAUUCUCGAAAUAAAUCAGUUCAUGUUAUUCCACUAUGAUCUUUGUUCUGGCUUUAUUCAAAUUUAGAAAUAGGAAAUAUUUUAUGAAAUAGCACUUUUACUACCAACUGUGCUGACAUCGGCUCUAAAUCCAGAUUCAUUCUGAAUAUGUCUUGAGCAUUUCCAGUCUUAGUAACAAUUGUAUGUUUAGUCACCUCGCGAUCUAUUAUUUAGUGUAAUUAUUGUUGACAUAAAUACGAUGUACGACAAUCCGUUUGGGUUUGAACUAGUGACUUAGGCACUCAACAUUUGACUAAUAGAUUUCAAGACUCCAACCACAAUUCAUCUAGUUGUGUUUGAUCAACUGAUUAGUCCACAUUAAAUGCGGUUUGCAGUAAAAGGCAUAGAAUUAUGUUUGUUAUUUGAAUUGUAUUAGGAUCAAAUUUAAUCGGAAACUUCAGUCAAAUAUUUUAUCACGCUACAGAACAAGGGUUAUGUUGAGUAAUAAGAUCACUAUCAUUAUUAGGAUUUGUGUAUUAACAGUUGAAUUCACAAGUCAAUCUAUGACAGACCGCCAUUGAAAACCUGGAUGCGUGCGGGACUGUGAAUGUGCACUACUGAGGAGUCACAUACUAGGACGAAACGGACAUCGAGUACUUCCAAGUUUUAAAUGGUGUUCUAGCUUAGAUUGAUCCGUGAAUUUAACUGCUAAAAUUAGAUCGCUGUGUUAUGAAUGCAGAAUAAUAUACUAAUCAUCAUCAUGUUAAGUCUAAUGAUGUCCUUGGACCUUAGAUGGACAUUCCCUAUUGGCCAUUAUUUCUUUCACUCGUUAAAUAUUGUACAGAUGUUGUUUUCUAUUUUUAUGGUACGAUGUGGUCUGUUUGGUUAGUAUAUAAACAGAGUAUGUUUGAAAUAUAACGAUUCAUAACUCAGAGGCUGUGACUUGCGUUCUAGACUCAACUGGCUGGGCUAGACAGGGGAGCGGAACCAAUCGGGACUCUAGGUCGUCCUUACGUGUUUUACGUGUCACUGGAUCGAUCGAUAAUACGCUACGCAUUUAACCUGCAGUCCACCCGUAACAACAGCUGUUUGUUUUUAUGGUUACACACACCAUAUGAUCUGACUUACGUUGAAAAUUGAUCUAAUCACACAUAUGUGUAUCGGAUUUGAAAUUCUAAAUGGUUUACACUAAACAGCAUUUGGUUUCAUAAUUCUUCAACUGUGAUUCUUACAGAAAUAUUUAACAUGGUUACUGUUUAAAUACAGCUUACAAAUUUCGAUUUCGUUUUGUUAUAUAAAUGUAUGAUUGAAUUGUGCAUCCAAUAAAUUUCUAACUGCAUAAGAUAGUAUAACAUCGUAAAAAUUGACUAUUUUAUGUCUAGUGGAGAUCAGUCGCGAACUAAAUUAGUAGUGUAACUACGGGUGACUUAUUUUGUUCAUAAUUGGUCUGUAGAUAUAGCGCUAUUGAUUUUGUUUAUGUUAUGUUAUUUUGUCCUGUAAUACCGAUUUCAACAACAAUAUUGGUCAACUCUAAGCAGAUGGUAAGACAUCUAUAUUCAAAAAACCAACAAAUUGGUCAUAACAUUGUAUAUGAAUCUUUUCUUGCUGAUAUCUGUUUUUGUACACUGUUCUAUAAAAUAUUUGUUUUCGUUUAAGCACUUAAUUCCUGUGUACUUUGUAUACAUUGUAAAGAUUAUUACAAAAUAAGCCAAAUAUGUAACCUUUUUAAAUCAGUUAUAAAUGUGUUUUGAACUUAACCACAUUACGUGAAUAUUAUUUGAUGAAAGGAAUUAGAAUAAUUUUAUUUUAUUUAUUUGGGUACGUCUUUAGAGUCUUAUAAAUGGUAUGUUUUUUUUCUUCUGAUAUUGUUACCUGCAUCUGUCUACUGGGUCAUUUAACUCCAAAACUUUAACUAGUGUUCUGUACCUUAGGAACAUUUGCACCAUCAGAAGCGUCCGACUGAACAACAAAUCUUUCUCAUGAAUUCAGUAUUUCCUUUAGUAAUUUUUCCAUCUAUUUUAUUAAGAAAAAUGAAUUGCGAUAUACGUUGUACUUUCCAAAUAAUGAGGUUUCUUUUGUUGAUUAAUUCAUUAUAAUUUGUCAUUCGACCUGAUAGUAGAUCGUUACAUGUAGUUUUGCUACUUCCUUUCUGUUGAUUUUUUUAAAAGAUGCAUUCUACAAUAAUUCAUCAUUUAGGACGUUGGUAUAAAUCUUAAUAUGAUUCGCAUAAGAACUACACUGUUUUUUAAGCAGUCAGGAAUUGUCGAGUAUGUAUCUUAUGUAGCAGUUUACUUACCAGCUUGUUUUUCCAUAGUAACACUAUUAAAAUGAACAGAAAUGUUUUAAUAAAUGUAUUCUCUGGAAACUUGUAGAUCAUUACUUGACAUAUUCUAGUGUAUACAUAUAAUGCGCUCAGUUGUAAAAGAUAAUAUACUCUAGUGAAAACUCAGAUGUAACUGAUAAGUUUGUUACAAUGUUCUGAAUGAGUGUUAGUUUUGUAUAUGUUAUGUCUAUAUUUAAAUAUAAAAUUGUUUGUUCCACUUGUAGAAAAAUUUCCUUAAUGUCUUGUAGCUAUGUCGCAAGUAUAUGUGAUAGCAUAAAAUACCUACCUAUCUAUGUUUUGUCAAUCUUAGUAAAAAUUUAAUUUACUAGCAACUUUUUCAAUACACAUUUCAUCAUAUUUUGCUUACUGUAUAGGUAAUAUUGCUUCAAGUAUUGUUACACACUCCUUGUGCAACUUCUUCGGCUUACCAGAUUUAAUAGGUGCCAUCGAAAGAGCUAAGUAUCGUUGGGGUGUCUCUGGUCAAAUUUUCGCUAUUGGAUCUCAUCUUUUGGGGUUACUUUUAUGGGCAUAUUUGUUAUAUCAAAUAACUGAAACAAAAUGGUCCUCAUCAAACAACUGUCAUUGUGAUUGGUAUUGAGAGUUUUCAUGCCCAUAUGAAUUAUAGAUUUUUGGUGUUAAUAGGACUGUUAAAAUGUUUAGAUCUUCGUUUCAAUUAGACUGAAAAUUCUUAUCUGAUAUACAAAUAUUAAACAUUUCUAUAAUCCCGGUAAACAGCAAAUUUCAGUUCAUCGAAGGUACAAAAGUGGUAGGAAUUAAAACAGAUUUCACACGAAUUUCAAGGCUUCACCUCAUAUUCGGAAUUGUAAUUAGAUUUUGUGCUGUUAAGUAUGUACUUGUACGUCAUUAGUUUGUCUGUUUUUUUUACAUUGUAAAUGUGUACCCUUCUAAAAUCUGUCAUAAUUAUCAAAGUUUUCUGGUUUUCCUGUUUUUCGGUAGACGAUCUAUUACGUAUAUUUUAACAAUAUGUAGAUUAAUUACUCGUAUAUUAAUUACUGUUUGUGUCUUAUCGACCACUUAGCUGGAUUCUUCAGGUGCUACAUAGACAUAUGCUCAGCGGAGUGAAUUUCAGUAAUUUCAUGCUGUCAUUGAGAUACCACCUUACUAAUUAAGUCCUCCGUUGUUCGACCGCAUGCAAUGGAGAGCUGGGAGGCUUUCGUAUCAUACGACUUUCAUGUAUGUGGAAAAUGAGUACUUAUUUAUGCUCGUAUAUCCUGGGACCAUCGAGUAAGUAAUACAGUUGUUAGGAAAUGGGUACUACGUAAGGAUGGCAAAUCAAUUGAUGACGUAGUGAAAUUUCAUCAGUUGAGAUGGCUGGGACAUGUGUUACGUAUGCCCAACUACCGACUGCCUCGAUGCGCGAUGCUUUGUUGUAUAGGAGUAGAUUGGAAGAAAGCUAGGGGCGGCUAGAUCAAAAUAUGGCACAAAACCAUGGAGUCCCUGACAAGUAGACUGAAUCAUAUUGGUAGGUGUAGACUACCCGGUUGGUGGGGACCGCGAGAUGAUAGCAACCGAUGGUUAGAGACCCUGAAUGACAUGGCUCAAAAUCGUUUGCAAUGGCGCAGGUGCAUCCACUCUGUGUCCUUCCAAAUUCGAACCUGAAUUCUUCAUGUCCCUUUCUUUUUUCUCU